Molecule: messenger RNA, 1065 nt
Organism: Rotaria sp. Silwood2
Lineage: Eukaryota; Metazoa; Rotifera; Eurotatoria; Philodinida; Philodinidae
Source: the annotation of a GenBank genome assembly
AUGGUCUCUAAUGAACAUCAGCAAAAGAAUCAUCCUCUAUCAAAUUUAUCCCUUUUAAAAUCAUAUUCAUCAUUACCACCUCAACAUCCAAUUCGAUUUAUUGGGUUAUCUGCACAAGUUUUUUUUUAUUAUUUAGGUUAUGGGUAUUUACAAGAACUUUUAUUCACAUUGGAAGGUUUUAAAAAUACAUCUUGGUUUUUAUCAUGUUAUCAAUUUUUUAUUUAUGGUGUUCUUUCAUUUAUUCAAAUUGGUUUUGUUGGAUUAAGCCAACGAAGAGCAAGUUAUCGAUCUUAUUUAAUUCUCGCUUCACUCAGUGUAGCUACUAUGGGUUUAUCAAAUCAUUCAGUUGGCUAUUUAAAUUAUCCUACACAAGUCAUGUUCAAAUGUUGCAAAUUGAUACCGGUACUGAUUGGCGGCAUUAUUAUUCAAAAAAAAAAAUUUAAUCGUUAUGAUGUUGCUGCUGCUUUUUGUAUGUCAAUUGGAUUAGUAUUUUUUACUUUAGCUGAUUCAAAAGUUCGGCCAAAUUUUAAUUCAUACGGUGUAAUUGUCAUUUGCUCAGCUCUUGUUGCUGAUGCUAUUAUUGGCAAUUAUCAAGAGAAAAUUAUGAAAACGCAUCAUGUUUCUAAUGUUGAAAUAGUAUUUUAUAGUUUUAUGUUUGGUUUUUUUAUCAUUUUAACUGGUCUACUAUUAACAAAUAACUUCUUUUCAAGCAUGCAUCCUCUUCCAACUUACGGUUAUGGUUUACUAUUUUCUCUUUUUGGUUAUUUGGGUAUGGAUAUUGUUUUAACAUUGAUAAAAGAAUACGGUGCAUUAAUCUGUGUUACUGUUACAACAUGUCGAAAAGCAAUAACAAUCAUAUUAUCAUUUGCACUCUUUUCAAAACCAUUUGUUUUCGAUUAUGUUUGGUCUGGUUUAAUUGUUGUUUUUGGUAUAUAUCUUAAUGUUUAUAGUCGAAAUCAAGCAGCAUUUAAUGCUAAAUUUGCAUCUUAUACUAAUAGUUUAUUUAAUUUCUGUUGGUGUCCAAAGUUUUCAACAUCAAUCACAUCUCGAAUAUUACCUGUUUAA